AUGAUAGCCAAAUUUAUCUUUGUGAAUUUCUUCGGGGCUAUGAAGUGCUUUUCAUUCCACAUUGGAGACAAGAAGGGUGAACCAAAGACUCCAAAGUCAGUCCUGGUUCAAUCUGUGAAUUCUUCAAGUACUGAUCAUGAAAUAGGAAGAUCCGGUUCUGAAUUAAAUUCUCAAAAUGCCUCUGGCAUCAGCACAGAGUCCAUAGGCAGGCCCUUAUAUCCCAGCAUGUCUCAAAGACCCAGUAAUCUCAGAGUGUUCACAGUUUCUGAGCUUAAGUCAGCUACCAAGAAUUUUAGCCGUUCUGUCAUGGUUGGAGAAGGUGGAUUUGGUUGCGUUUAUAAAGGAUCUAUCAAGAGCACUGAGGAUCCAACUACAAAGCUUGAAAUUGCAGUGAAACUGCUGGGUAAAAGAGGGAUGCAGGCAAGUUUUAUUCCUUGCGGGCACAAAGAAUGGAUCACAGAAGUAAAUGUUCUUGGAGUAGUUGAGCAUCCAAACCUUGUCAAAUUAGUUGGUUACUGUGCGGAUGAAGAUGAAAGAGGAAUGCAACGGCUUCUGAUAUAUGAAUUUAUGCCUAAGGGAAGUGUGGAGGACCAUUUAUCCAUCCGAUCAGAUACACCUCUUCCGUGGGCCAUGAGAUUGAGAAUAGCCCAAGAUGCUGCUCAUGGCUUAAAGUACCUUCAUGAAGAAAUGGAUUUUCAGAUCAUCUUCAGGGAUUUCAAAUCUUCAAACAUUCUUUUAGAUGAGCAGUGGAACGCCAAGCUAUCAGAUUUUGGGUUGGCGAGGCUAGGACCUUCUGAAGGAUUGACUCAUGUUUCAACUGCGGUUGUAGGAACCAUGGGAUAUGCAGCUCCCGAAUAUAUCCAAACUGGACGUCUCACAUCCAAAAAUGAUGUCUGGAGCUAUGGGGUAUUCCUUUAUGAACUUAUUACAGGAAGGCGCCCUUUGGAUCGAAACCGACCCAAGAGUGAGCAGAAGCUCUUGGAAUGGAUAAGGCCAUAUUUAACAGACGCAAAGAAAUUCAAGCAAAUAGUGGAUCCCAGGCUUGAUCAGAAAGACAUCCUCAAGUCAGCCCACAAGCUUGCAAACGUAGCCAACCGAUGCUUAGUUAGAAAUCCAAAGUCACGUCCAAAGAUGAGUGAGGUGUUGGAAAUGAUGAAUCAGAUUGUAAAUGCCUCUACAGAAACAGAAAGCCCUCGGCAGUCCUCCAAUAAUUUAGCACAAAUAAGAAUUUCUCGUGACACGAGAGCAAAAAAUAAAAGGACAAAUGAAGAUCUCAAAACUGUGGAAAACGGUUGGCUUGUUCGGAUGUGGAAUCCAAAGCUCGUUAGAACCAGCUAA
Dovyalis caffra is the source of this 1338-nucleotide messenger RNA. The record is from the annotation of a GenBank genome assembly. NCBI's taxonomy places the organism in Eukaryota, Viridiplantae, Streptophyta, Magnoliopsida, Malpighiales, Salicaceae.